Cyclocybe aegerita is the source of this 3363-nucleotide messenger RNA. The record is from the annotation of a GenBank genome assembly. Lineage: Eukaryota; Fungi; Basidiomycota; Agaricomycetes; Agaricales; Hemipholiotaceae.
AUGAAGCGGUUCUUUGCGAAGGCCACCAACCCCUUCGCACAGGCCGCACCAUCGAAGAAGACAACGACGACCGAUGCCCAACCCACAGGGUCCAACCCUGCCGCCCGAAUAUCCAAUCCAACCUUAUCUCACACGACUGGCCUCCACCCCAAAUACGUUCUUCCACCAACACCUCAUCCCAGUCCGCAUAGUCAUCUAGCAUUGCUGGUGACGAAGCAGGGUCUGCUGAUUAGGCCGCACCACGCUGGCAAGAGCUUAGCACCCCACACCGACUCCGAACCAUAUUCAUACAUUUGCAUGUCCUGGGGAAAGCAUGUCAAAAUCGACGAAUUGGAAAGCCGUCCGGACGAUGAGCAGGAUUGGAAGGACUGCGUGGUCGUUUAUGGGAUCGCGGGAAUGCUGGAGUUAUUCUCUUGCUCGUAUCUAUUCGUUAUCACGUCGAGAACCGAAGUUGGGAGUAUCCUGGACCCUCGACAUCUAGUCUAUGGUGUGAAGCAUGUCAUUGAUAUUCCCUUGGUCGAAGAGCGAGCUAGGAUUGCGUUGAAUACUCUGGCUGCACGAGAUGCGGCGCACACUCGACCUUCCCUCCUUCCAAAGCUUGGACAACCGCCAAACUCGGGGGUUCUCAGCAUAGAUGGAGACGAAGAGCUACAAAGUAGCGACGCUUCGCGUGAAGGAUCCCCUCGGGUCAAAUUCCUUUCCACCCCUUCUAUCAAGAUGCUCCUGGGAGGUAAUUCACCCUCGUCAAACAAUGAAUUAGGAAACUCGAUUGAACGACCCUCUUCUGCACAAUCAUCUGCCUCGGACAUUUCGGCUCAAAGCUCUGAAAUGUCAGCCAACACGUCGCCUGUUUUCAAGACGUUGGCAACUCGCCUGUCUUUUUGGAGUAGAUUGUCCAAGAGAACCCACCCUCAAUCCGAUUCCCUUAACCCUCUAGUUCACGAGCCCAUGUCGCUGAAUGAAGAACAAGAAGUUCUCGACAGAUUGAUGAAGGAGGAGCCAGCUGAAGUAAUAGAAACGAUACUAGCCUCGACUGCUCCACCUCCAGCAACUGUCGAAGAACGGCAUUCGGAAUUGGAAACCAAAGUUGUUCGGGAAUGUAUACGAGAAUUCACCAAGGGUGGCAUGUAUUUUGCGUAUGCGUUUGACAUCACUCGCUCUUUACAGCACAAAGAAGAGCAACUUCACAAGCUCCAGAAGCAGCACGAUCUUCUAGCUGGUCUUGGUGCUCUUCCUAGCCCUGAGCAUCAUCAGACAGAAGACACAAAGCAAUCGACCAGUCCUGCAUCUAUCUCACCUUUGACUGAGCCCCACCAUGCAUUGCCGCUUUGGAGACGCGUGGAUAAACAGUUUUGGUGGAAUGAAUGGAUGUCGAAACCUUUCAUUGAUGCUGGCUUGCAUCCUUACGUUCUUCCUAUAAUGCAAGGAUACUGUCAAGCUACUCGAUUCAGUAUUCCCGCCGACCCUGUUUCUGUUGACGACGAAGUGCCAGUCGACUAUAUCAUCGUGUCUCGACGGUCGAGGUAUCGUCCAGGGCUGCGAUACCAGCGGAGAGGCAUCGAUGACGAGGCACAUGUUGCUAACUUCGUCGAAACAGAGACGAUCAUGCGAGUAGAGCGAGAGAAGAAGGAAAACAUCUUCGCUUAUGUUCAAAUCCGAGGAUCAAUACCUCUGUUCUGGACCCAGCUGGGAUACGGAUUGAAACCCCCGCCAGUAUUGGCAUCUGAUAGAACACCUCUCCAGAAUCUAGACACUCUGAAAAGGCAUUUUCAGAAGACAAUUCCUGUGUAUGGACCCCAUACUGUCGUCAACCUCGCCGAACAACAAGGAAAGGAAGGUGUCAUUACUCAAGCUUACAGGGAAUACAUGCAUGAACUGAAUAUGAAGGACGCCCAAUACUGCGAAUAUGACUUCCAUACCGAAACGAAAGGCAUGAAGUAUGAAAACAUCUCUUCCUUGAUUGAAACUAUGGAGAGAACGUUUGAAUCCCAAGGGUACUUCUGGGUCUCGGACAACGUCGUAUUCUCCCAGCAGAAAGGUGUCUUCCGAGUCAACUGCAUCGACUGCCUGGACCGGACAAACGUUGUACAGUCGGCUUUCGCGCGAUAUGUCCUAACCAAGCAACUCGGCGCCGUGGCGUUGCUGAACCCUUCCAACCCAGCAAGGGCCGAUGCCGAUUCGGCCUUCAACGACGUGUGGGCCAAUAAUGGCGACGCCAUUAGUCGAGCCUACGCCGGGACUUCUGCACUCAAGGGGGAUUUUACCCGGACCGGCAAACGCGAUCUGAGCGGUAUGCUGAAUGAUGGUGUCAACUCCCUGGCUAGGAUGUAUACCUCAACUUUCAGCGACUGGUUCUGUCAGGCUGUCAUCGACUUCAUGCUCGGAAAUAGGACGACAUCCGUGUUCUCCGAAUUCCUCCUCAAGCUGAAAUCGACCGAUCCUCGUGAUCUUAUUCGGCUUUCGAGGAUCCGCGCCGAAGCUAUCUCGACCUCCGUUUCUCGAGUACUACCGGAAGGCGAACGCCUGCUAUCCGGUUGGACGCUAUUUGCGCCUGAAGAACUGAACACUAGGAUUGGGAUCAAGUUUGAAGAGAAAGUCCUACUAUUGUCGGCGAAGGCUUUGUACAUUGUGAGCUAUGAUUAUACCCUUGAGAAGGUAAAGUUGUAUACCCGUAUCCCUCUCGGAGACAUCAUCGGAAUCAGUAAGGGCCCAUAUAUCUUAUCCCCACUCGAAGAAUCGAGCUGCGACCCAGAGCAGAACGCAGGGUUCGUUCUGACUUGGGUCUGCUCCCAUCAGGAGUCGCGGAUUACAAGCUAUUCUGUACGGAACAGUCUCGACAUGUCUUCGCCACUAGUUCUACCUCCGUCACCGCGCUCGCCACGCACCCCGCGCCAACCAUCGACACCUACAUCGCCUUUUACACCCACCUCUCCAUCCACGCCCACCGGCGGCCGCAACCGUACACGCACACGGAGCAAUACGCUUCCAGCCCUGUCGAACGUCCUCGCCAGCACGACGUUUGCCAGCGCAGGAUCGGGGCAGAUCAACUUUGCUGCGUUCAAGGUGCUCCCGAUCGACCCUGCGCGGGUAAGAAGGGAGUCAAGCGCCGCGAGCGAGCUGUCGACGACGAGCACCACGUACGUUGAGACUACGGAUGAGAUGCAAGGGGCAGCGACAUGCAGAGAGGCAGCCGACCUCAUUGUCGAGAGGAUCUAUAGAGCGUGUGAGGACGUUGGAGGCGCACAAGGGAAGACGUUCCUCGUCGAGGAGCCAGUGGUUAGCUUGGCGGAAGCGCAGCGGAUGACGAGCAUGUACGCCAAGAUGGAGUAUGGCGUUAAGCGCUUGUUGUGGCUAGGCGGCUAG